AACGGUCGGAAUGAGACACAAGUCCGAGGGCAGGACGUGACCUUUGAGGUAUGAGUAAUUGGGAACUUUACCCUCUGGAGUAUGUACGUGAACAUAAACGUGUUCCCAAGCUCUGCGGUAACCACUCGAUUUGCAGUUGGUCGCCGCGCUCUGCAACCCACCUGGUGCCCUAAUGUCGGAAAACAUGGCGGCCCUAACGCCACGGACUCCUUGCAUUGUUAGCGCUGUAAGGACACCCUUAGGUGCCUUCCAGGGAGCUUUGUCAUCUUAUACCGCAAUGGAGCUUGGGGCGUUUGCUAUACGCGGAGCCCUGGAGCGGGCCGGUGUGCGGCCGGAAGAUGUCGAUGAGGUUAUCUUUGGCAAUGUUAUAUCCGCGAACCUCGGCCAGGCUCCCGCCACCCAGGCGGCCCUCGGUGCCGGGCUCCCCCCCAGCACCCCCUGCACGCUGGUGAACAAGGUAUGCUCCUCGGGGCUGAAGGCGGUGAUGCUGGCGGCACAGGCGAUCAUGGCGAGCUCUGCUGACGUCAUUGUGGCUGGCGGCAUGGAGAGCAUGAGUAACGCCCCACAUUACCUGCCCGGGGCCAGGAAGGGCCUGAGACUGGGCGACGGCUCCGUUGUGGACGGUCUUGUCAAGGACGGUCUGUGGGACCCGUACGGCAACAUCCACAUGGGCAGCUGUGCGGAGAUGUGCGCGGACAGGUUCGCAGUGGGCCGCCAGCAGCAGGACGAGCAUGCGCUGCAAAGCCACCGGCGGGCAGUGGCGGCGGCGGCGGCGGGGUACACAGCGGCGGAGGUCGUACCCGUGCCGCGGCCUGGCGGAGGCGGCGGACCAGGGUCGUACAUCUGGGAGGAUGAAAGUCUUUCGAAGAUGGACCCUGUACGGCUGACGGCGCUCAAGCCGUACUUUCGUCGUGACGGCGGAACGGUCACAGCAGGCAACGCGUCGCCUAUGACCGAUGGGGCGGCGGCAUUGGUGAUAGCAAGUUAUGAAGCCGUACAGCGUCUGGGCUUGCCAUUGCUGGCGGCGGUACGGGGCUUUGCUGACGCAGCACAAUCGCCAGAAUGGUUUACGACAGCCCCGGCGCUAGCAGUACCACGCGCACUCAAACACGCGGGGCUGACGUCAGCAUCUGACGUGGACUAUUGGGAAGUCAACGAGGCGUUCAGCGUCGUUGACCUGGUCAACCGGCAGUUGCUGGGGCUACCGGCCGAGCGAGUCAACGUCUUCGGCGGGAGUGUGGCUCUAGGGCAUCCUAUCGGCGCGAGCGGUGCGCGCAUCCUAGUGACUUUGCUCAACGUGCUGCGCUCCAGGGGGGGUAGGAGGGGCUGCGCCGCCAUUUGCAACGGCGGGGGCGGCGCAUCCAGCAUCGUCGUGGAGGCGAUGCCGCCGCCACUCGACAAACAGCAGCAGCAGCAGCAGCAACUGCCGACGGCGGCGGCGGCGAUGACGCGGCAACAAUCGCAAUUGUAGCUGUAGCUCAGUAUCACCGUCGUAUUAGUAUUAGGAGAAACACAUUAAUCACGAUUAGUAUUGUGAGGUUUUACGAUGCGAGACGAGUUUAAAUGGUUGGCAUGCGAAGUCGAAGGGGUUACUGGGUAGUCGAUGUAGUCGAAUGUUGUAGUAGAGUAGCAAUAAUGGCACUUGCAGCUGAGAUAGAGUAGCCGGUCUUCAACUUAAAUGAGCUUAAGGCAGUUGGGAAUUAUUGGGAAUUACUGGGAAUGCAAGGUGGUGAAGACAAGGAGCGAACCGUUGCAGGUGGUGGGCAGGACGUAAGAGAAACGGAAGCAGGAACAGGAACAGGAACACCUGUGCACUGAAUUGUACAUUAUUUAAUGGUUUAUAGGUUUUAAGGUUUUACUGUUAUGGCGACCCAGACCCUGUGCGAAGAACAGUGAAACACAGACGGGACAUGUGGGGCUGUAGCAGCUCGGAGCAACAACUGGUGCCUCGCAGGGAGAAGCAGUAGCAGCUUGGCGCAAUUGCAUCUUGUGGCGUAUGUGUGUAUGUAUGUAUGUACGUAUGUGUGCAUUUGCAUGUAUAUCUGUGUGCAUAUGUGCACACUCCCAGGAUUUGAUGAGGAUUUUGAGGAAAAGAGUGCAACGGCGGCAGGGGAAGUGGGGGGUUUGCAUAUGGACUCCGACAGCCAGAUGGCUCCGACAGCCAGUUCCGCUCAUUUCAUUUCUUACGUUGUUGCUGAUGAUGUCUGUAUCGGUUACCCUCCACGAUCUUAAGAUGAUACAUUACGAGAUGCCAAAUUCGUCAAACCUGAGCUGACGUUUGUUAGGGUUAUAUCUAGCUUGGCCGACGCUUGGCUGAUGGGCACACAUGCGUAGCGGGGUCUGUCCUCCAGUUUACAAAAAAAUGUUUUAGCAUCUCCGGCAGAAAUGCUAAGCAUCCGAGCACACCGCACGAAAUUGGUUGUUGCAGCAAAGCCCGCGGAAAGGUGUUUCCUCCGGUGUGUGAUAGUAUUGGUAC
Messenger RNA from Volvox carteri f. nagariensis, 2476 nucleotides. RefSeq lists its product as uncharacterized. Gene Ontology annotation, molecular function: acetyl-CoA C-acetyltransferase activity. The transcript is spliced from 9 exons. Lineage: Eukaryota; Viridiplantae; Chlorophyta; Chlorophyceae; Chlamydomonadales; Volvocaceae. The coding region runs from base 173 to 1471 and encodes 432 amino acids. The record is from RefSeq and is a predicted model, not a curated record. Gene Ontology annotation, biological process: fatty acid beta-oxidation.